Messenger RNA from Neofelis nebulosa (Clouded leopard), 3187 nucleotides. RefSeq names its product polypyrimidine tract binding protein 2 (gene PTBP2). The transcript has 14 exons. Gene Ontology annotation, cellular component: nucleus. Gene Ontology annotation, biological process: mRNA processing; regulation of RNA splicing. The coding region runs from base 122 to 1735 and encodes 537 amino acids. Gene Ontology annotation, molecular function: mRNA binding. The record is from RefSeq and is a predicted model, not a curated record. Lineage: Eukaryota; Metazoa; Chordata; Mammalia; Carnivora; Felidae.
CCGUGCGCUCCGACACCUUCGGCAAUUUCCGUCGGGCCCUGGCCGCCAUUUUCUAGCCGCUUGUGUGUCUCGCUGGCUGCGUGGCUCGGUUCUUGUGAGCGAAGCUUUGUCCGGUUCGGCAAUGGACGGAAUUGUCACUGAGGUUGCAGUUGGCGUCAAGAGAGGAUCUGACGAACUACUCUCAGGCAGUGUUCUCAGUAGUCCAAACUCUAAUAUGAGCAGCAUGGUGGUUACAGCCAAUGGUAAUGAUAGUAAAAAAUUUAAAGGAGAAGAUAAAAUGGAUGGUGCCCCUUCUCGUGUACUUCAUAUUCGAAAGUUACCUGGUGAAGUGACAGAAACUGAAGUUAUUGCUUUAGGCUUACCUUUUGGUAAAGUGACCAACAUCCUUAUGCUGAAAGGAAAAAAUCAGGCAUUUUUGGAACUAGCAACAGAGGAAGCCGCUAUUACUAUGGUUAAUUACUAUUCUGCUGUGACACCUCAUCUCCGUAACCAACCAAUUUAUAUCCAGUACUCCAAUCACAAAGAACUAAAAACAGAUAAUACAUUAAACCAACGUGCUCAAGCAGUUCUUCAAGCUGUGACAGCUGUCCAGACAGCAAAUACGCCUCUUAGUGGCACCACAGUUAGUGAGAGUGCAGUGACUCCAGCCCAGAGUCCAGUGCUUAGAAUAAUUAUUGACAAUAUGUACUACCCUGUAACACUUGAUGUUCUUCACCAAAUAUUUUCAAAGUUUGGUGCUGUAUUAAAGAUCAUCACAUUUACAAAAAAUAACCAGUUUCAGGCUCUUCUCCAGUACGGUGAUCCAGUAAAUGCUCAACAAGCAAAACUAGCCCUAGAUGGUCAGAAUAUUUAUAAUGCUUGCUGUACACUAAGGAUUGAUUUUUCCAAACUUGUGAAUUUGAAUGUAAAAUACAACAAUGAUAAAAGUAGGGAUUAUACUCGACCUGAUCUUCCAUCUGGGGAUGGACAACCUGCAUUGGACCCAGCUAUUGCUGCAGCAUUUGCCAAGGAGACCUCUCUCUUAGGGCUUCCUGUUGCAGCUGUUCCAGGAGCUCUGAGUCCUUUGGCUAUUCCAAAUGCUGCUGCAGCAGCUGCUGCAGCUGCUGCUGGCCGAGUGGGUAUGCCUGGAGUCUCAGCUGGUGGCAAUACAGUCCUGUUGGUUAGCAAUUUAAAUGAAGAGAUGGUUACGCCCCAAAGUCUGUUUACCCUCUUCGGUGUUUAUGGAGAUGUGCAGCGUGUGAAGAUUUUGUACAAUAAGAAAGACAGUGCUCUGAUACAGAUGGCUGAUGGAAACCAAUCACAGCUUGCCAUGAACCAUCUUAAUGGACAGAAAAUGUAUGGCAAAAUUAUUCGUGUUACUCUGUCUAAACAUCAGACUGUACAACUACCUCGAGAGGGACUUGAUGAUCAAGGGCUAACAAAGGAUUUUGGUAAUUCCCCAUUGCAUCGUUUUAAGAAACCUGGAUCCAAAAAUUUUCAGAACAUUUUUCCUCCUUCUGCAACCCUACACCUAUCCAAUAUCCCUCCUUCAGUAGCAGAAGAGGAUCUACGAACACUGUUUGCUAACACUGGGGGCACUGUGAAAGCAUUUAAAUUUUUUCAAAGAGAUCACAAAAUGGCUCUUCUUCAGAUGGCAACAGUGGAAGAAGCUAUCCAGGCCUUGAUUGAUCUUCAUAAUUAUAACCUUGGUGAAAACCAUCAUCUGAGAGUGUCUUUCUCCAAGUCAACAAUUUAAAAAGGGGGAGGUGAAGAUGGAGGGUGUAUCACAUUGUUUGGUGUCAUCACCUAUUGACUGUUCAGAAAAGUGGGGACCAGAGUUUGAUUUUUUUUUUUGUUUCCUUUUUUUUUUUCAUGCUGUUAUCAUUCCUUGGUUAUAAAAUGAAAUGGCAUACAUAAAGGCAGAGUGUUAACUGCUAUAUUUCAUCUGUUCUAUAGGGAAGCCAUUUUUAUUGUCUGUUUAAAUUUUUAGUUUAAUUAUACUUUCCUUUUUCAACUUAGUUGACAUACGUGCCUUAAAAAGGAAAACUAGUGUUGCUAUUGUGCAUUUACUAGGAAAAAGGAAUUGGUUGUCUAGGGCACAUUGUUAUAUGGGAAUUACCAUAUGUUUAGGCAGGGGUGUGUAAAAAGGUUAAGUUUUUGUUUCUCCUGCUUGGAACUUAUUUUGAAUUAUUGGCUUGUCACAUUUCUUUCUAUUUACUCAAAUAAGAUACAUGAUACUGAGAGAAUUAAAGCAGCAUUUUUUAGUUUUUACUACCUUAGGCUUUAUUGCUUUAAAAAAACAUUGGCCUUUUGUAUCUCACAAUUCUGGUCUAGAUUCAGUUAUGAAUGUAGGCAUUAGUUAAAAUUAACAAGAUGCAGAGUAUUAAUUUCUUAAGACAACAAAGUGAUUUCUGUAAGUUUGAGCCCUAUGUGGAAAGCAUUGUGGAAUCUUAACCUUUUUGUACACACUCUUGUGGGACGUAUCAUAUAAAUGUCAGCACUAAGUAAUGUCUUGUUUGUGGCUGAAUAUUUUUCGUAGAUGUUUUUGAAGUUGACAUGACUUACGUGCAUUUAAAUAUAUAUUGCCAUCCUUAGUUUGUAAUUAAGAUUUGGAAUAUGGUUGUGGAUUUCUGAGCAUGUGCAGACUGGUCUAGCUAGUUCAGGAACUGGUGCAUGUAUUUUUCAAAGAUAAAGAAAGUGUACUGCGAAAAUUUGCAGGAAGAUUAAUUUUGUGGCAGUUUUCUAAAACUGACAACCAGGUGGGACCAAAGUUUAUGUGCCUUUAGUCUUAAUUUACCUUGCAUUGUAAUAUUCAGUUUUAAUAAAUCUUCAAAAUAUUUUGUAUUUAGGAAUAGAUCUGACUUUAAUAAAAACAUGGCUCAGAAUCUACAGGUCAAAUUAAUUUGAACAGUUCUUGUCAAUCUGAAUUGUUGAUUCUGUUUAAAUGACCAAUACUUUUUGAAAUUGAUGUACUUAGUUUCAAGAUUCAUAGAUUCUGUUAUCUAUGUAGACAGAAUGGUCAUGUAUAUUUUCUAUUAGUUGAGUUUUUACAUCUUUAGAAAUGUAAAAUUCAGUAUAGUUUGAAAGCGGCACAAUUAAAAAUUAAUUUUCUAACAAAGUUGGGAGGUUUGAUGGUUGUUUAAUUUCCUUUUGUGUGUACUCUGCUUACCUCUGUAGCAUGCUCAAUAAACACUUCUGUAGCUCUGUA